Molecule: messenger RNA, 642 nt
Organism: Enterobius vermicularis (human pinworm)
Lineage: Eukaryota; Metazoa; Nematoda; Chromadorea; Rhabditida; Oxyuridae
Source: the annotation of a GenBank genome assembly
AUGGUAAUUCGUUCGUGUUAUGCUAUAUUUUUGGAAUCUUUCAAUCUUGAGCUAGGUCCGAUGAACAUGUUGCCACCGUAUUCACUCUUUUUGCAAGUGACUUCGAUGACAUCGUUUUAUGAUGUCUGUCGGCCCACCAAUUCGUUGAUGAACUGUUUGAAUACAAGGGCACCAAGAGAAUGCAUAAAUUUAGCAACAUUCCGAUCUUUAACGCUUUAUAACAAUGAUGCAUUCAACUAUUUGAGCAUGUACGCUGCUUUUGAAUACAUCUGUGGUACCGGAUAUCAGGAGUUUGUAAACAAUGAAGAGUGUUUCCUUCGAUCAGUUAACGAUAUAUCAUUGCGGCAACGGGUUGCGCACUGUCAGCUCUUAAUUGAUGCAGCAAAUCCAAUUGACGUUUGCGAAAGCGGUUCUGUGAACGUUCAGUGUGUUCGCAAUGCGUAUCAGUGGUACUGUGGACCUCAAAUAGCCCAUGGAAUGUGUGAAAUAACAGUAAACUUUAUUCGACGGCUUGACGUUCUCGACCUAAAUUGUUUAGGUGAACUAAGCGCUUUGUGUAAUAAGACACCUUCAAAGAAGUUAUCUUUAGUUGUAAUUAUGAUAAUUGUAUUUUUUGGUGCGGCUUCAAAUAUGUCAUUUUAA